Molecule: messenger RNA, 1139 nt
Organism: Mugil cephalus (flathead mullet)
Lineage: Eukaryota; Metazoa; Chordata; Actinopteri; Mugiliformes; Mugilidae
Product: olfactory receptor 4D1-like
Exons: 1
Coding region: 210-1139 (309 amino acids)
Biological process (GO): G protein-coupled receptor signaling pathway
Cellular component (GO): membrane
Molecular function (GO): G protein-coupled receptor activity; olfactory receptor activity
Source: RefSeq, a predicted model, not a curated record
UAACCGUAGUUCUCUUGACUUUGAAGACGAUCUCUUUUAUUUGUGGUGCUUUCCUGAAACAGUAUCUGUAACACUGGGUCUGUGCAGCUUUAUUCCUCCGACUUCUGUUUGUGUUAACCGGCACAUUAUGAAAGGUGAGCAGGGUUUAGCAGAUUAUAUCUUCCAGUAAGUUCUACAACAGAACUUUUGCUUUGUGGAAAACCAGGCUCAUGAUUAACUCAACACAAGAUCCAUACUUCAUCCUUUCUGCCUACUAUGACACUGGGGCAUUUAAAUACUUGUGUUUCCUCAUUAUUAUGUUUCUGUACAUAUUUAUUGUUGCAGCCAAUGUUUUUCUGAUGGUGGUGAUCUGUGUGAACAGGAGCUUACAUGAACCUAUGUACAUGUUCCUGUGCAGCCUGUUUGUUAAUGGACUGUAUGGCAGCACAACCUUGUUCCCGUUCCUCCUGGUCCAGAUCCUCUCUGACGUUCACUUGGUUUCUGCUCAGCUCUGUUUCCUGCAGAUGUUCUGUGUUUAUACUUAUGGAGGUGUAGAAUAUUUAAACUUAGCCAUCAUGUCUUAUGACCGAUACCUGGCUAUCUGUUCUCCGUUACAAUAUAAUAAAUACAUGUCUUAUAAUAAGGUUGCAGCCCUUAUAGCAGUUAUAUGGUUGCCUCCGAUUUUUAUAAAUGUCAUUACUCUGCCUCUGAUUGUUCCUUUGAAACUCUGUGGAAACAUUAUUAACAAGGUCUACUGUGACAACCACUCUGUGGUGAAACUGGCCUGUUACGACACCACAGUCAACAACAUCUUCGGCCUGUCUGUUAGUGCUCUCUCUGUGUUCGCUCCUUUCAUUUUAAUUCUUCACACCUACAUGAAGAUUCUCAGAGUGUGUUUCUCUGGAUCUAAACAGACCCGACAGAAAGCUCUCAGCACCUGCACCCCUCAUCUCGCCUCCCUGCUCAACUUUUCCUUUGGCGCCUGCUUUGAGAUAUUACAGAGCAGAUUCGACAUGAGCAGCGUCCCAAACUCACUGAGGAUCUUCUUAUCGUUGUACUUCCUCACGUGUCCACCGCUCUUCAACCCUCUAAUGUACGGCCUCAAUCUGGCUAAGGUCCGUGUUGCAUGUAAAAAUCUCUUAUCACAAGUAUCGUAUUAG